Molecule: messenger RNA, 1188 nt
Organism: Mesorhabditis spiculigera
Lineage: Eukaryota; Metazoa; Nematoda; Chromadorea; Rhabditida; Rhabditidae
Source: the annotation of a GenBank genome assembly
AUGCUUGGCAGGGAGUUGAAUUCCUGGCUUCGGGCACCCGCCGUGGGUAACACAGUUGUCCGACACAUCAGGACAGUUUGGGAGCGACGUUUUCUGAAGGAUCUCUACCAUCGACGCGAACUUCUUGGCUCAGACCCUGUCAUCGCUCGCUCUUCUCUGCCAAACUGGAAUUACCAGGCUGAACUUUACGCGUUUGGAAGUCGACUAGGUGCUAGCAAUACAGCGAUCGAGAAUUGGAUUCCGGCAUUAACGACACCAUCAUUUGCGGAGCGUAAUGAUGUUUCGGACAAUGCCGGGUACGAACAUCAGUCUCUACGUGGCGAUGGGCAAGAAUCGACAAGCAAUAACAAUACAUUACGCGAAGAAGGGAACAAUGUCCUUCGAUUGAAUGUGGCCGUUUUCCUGCGGGCCCAAUUUCCGAAGGCGCCUGAAGAAUUUAUCCAAGGCGUCACUGAGCAGCUUGUGUCGAACAAACUUCUUCAUAUGAUCGGCAAUACAAUCGGUCUCGACACUCUUAUCCGUACGGGCGAGCACCCUCCGAGUGAACAAAGCAUCAGUGACUCGUUGCGUGCUCUACUUGCCGUCGUUGAUUCCAAGACGGCAUCGAAGAUAAUCAUGGAUUUUAUCAUUCCUCAAAUACUUGACGUCGAUCUGGAGGAGAUUCUGUCUUUCGACGAGCCACUUGAAGUUGCGGCAUCCCAAUUGAAGAAGCUCGGGUUCAAUGAGAUUGUCCCUCGUAUAUUGCGAAGCUCCGGGGAAAUGAGCGCCGAGCCGUGUUAUGUUGUCGGCCUCUAUGCAGACCAAAAGCUCGUCGGACAAGCGGCCGGCGAAUCGCUGACGGUGGCUAUUCGGUGGGCUUCCGUCGAUGCCCUUCUGGGUUCAUGGCGUAUUAUGCCUGAUCAGAUCUGUUUCUUCGCCGAGAAUGCGUUGGAGAACCUUGAUUUCGCCAAAUACAGCCAACCGAACCCCUCGUUGAAGCAGCUAUGCGGCGAUGACGUCAACACAAAGCUCCUUGCGAAGCCAGUUGAAGGUCUCAACAUUAUUGAAGCUGCCCUCCGAUGGCGGAAUGAGAUCGAGCCGGUCGUCGGGCGCACCUACAGCAAGACGCUCCGCCACAAAUUCUCUCGCGGCACAUUCGUAAAACGGACGUUCCGCCGACUUGCCAAGCCGAAGGUGUAUAACCUUGGA